Gryllus bimaculatus (two-spotted cricket) is the source of this 5472-nucleotide messenger RNA. NCBI's taxonomy places the organism in Eukaryota, Metazoa, Arthropoda, Insecta, Orthoptera, Gryllidae. The record is from the annotation of a GenBank genome assembly.
AUGUGCCUUUUUGUGUUUCAGAUGAUGCGUCAUGCGUGGGACAAUUAUGUACGUUAUGCAUGGGGUAAGAAUGAAUUACGACCGAUAAGUAAACGAGGACAUAGUGGAAGUAUAUUUGGAUCAGGUUCUCUUGGAGCAACUAUUGUUGAUGGUUUGGAUACACUUUACAUAAUGGGUAUGCAUGAAGAAUUCAAACAGGGGCGGGACUGGAUUGCUGAAAGCUUAGACAUAAACUCUUUGAGUAUAGAUCUGUCUGUUUUUGAAACCAAUAUCCGCUUCGUUGGAGGUCUCCUGGCAUGUUUUGCUCUCACUGGAGAUGUUAUGUUCAGAGACAAGGCAGCUCAGAUUGCUGAGAAACUUCUUCCUGCUUUCCAAACUCAGACUGGGAUUCCCAAUGCUCUUGUCAAUUUAAAAACUGGUGCAAGUAAAAAUUAUGGCUGGGCCAGUGGUGGAUGUAGUAUAUUAUCUGAAUUUGGCACUCUUCACUUAGAAUUUUCAUACUUGUCAGAUGUAACUGGCAAUCCUGUCUUUCGUGCCAAAGUAGAUCAUAUUCGCAGAGUGAUACAGGCAAUGGAUAAACCUCGAGGUUUAUAUCCUAAUUACUUCAAUCCCAAAACUGGAAAAUGGGGCCAACAUCACAUGUCUAUUGGUGGACUUGGAGACAGCUUCUAUGAAUACCUUCUGAAAGCAUGGAUUCAGUCUGGACGAGAAGAUCAGGAAGCACGUCAAAUGUUUGAUGAUGCUAUGCAUCAUGUUAUACAGCAUAUGUUGAAAGUCUCUCCUGGAGGACUCACAUAUAUCUCGGAUAUGAAAUUUGACCGUCUGGAAAACAAAAUGGAUCACUUAGGAUGUUUUUCUGGUGGGUUGUUUGGACUUGCUGCACAAACUCUGAAGAAUGAUAUGUCUUCACGUUAUAUGGAAAUUGCUGAUGGCAUCACCAAUACAUGCCAUGAAUCGUAUGACAGAACUGCAGCAAAAUUAGGCCCAGAAGCAUUUCGAUUUACUGACUCGAGUGAGGCAAGAGCUCUAAAAAGCAGUGAAAAAUACUACAUAUUGCGUCCAGAAGUUAUUGAAUCUUACUUCAUAAUGUGGCGUUUAACUAAGGAUCAAAAAUAUAGAGAAUGGGGUUGGGAAGCAGUUCAGGCUCUUGAGAAGCACUGUCGAGUGGCUGGAGGCUAUACAGGCCUUAAAAAUGUUUAUCUUGAAGAGCCAAUGAAGGAUGAUGUGCAACAAAGCUUUUUCCUUGCAGAAACUCUAAAGUACCUGUAUUUGCUGUAUAGUGAUGAUAGCCUCAUAUCAUUAGAUGAGUGGGUUUAUAAUACUGAGGCACAUCCUCUACCCAUAAAAGGAGUGAACCCAUAUUAUCGUGAACAAGUUGGAAUGCUCCUUAAUUUUGACCUUAAUUGUGUAAAUAUGAAGGAGAAAAUAUUUCCCUUGGAUAGCAUCGAAUUGGACCUUGCUCAAAUGCAAGUUGUGUGCAAGAACUGUGUUAUUGCCCUGACCAUGUCCCUCUGUGUAGAAAACCAAUCAGGUUAAGGAAAAAAAAGAAGAAAAAAACCUUUUGGACAUUUUUAAUUAACUCUCUUUGAAGUGUCUCUACAUUCUGUUUGUUAUGAAAUUUUUUAAAGGCUAAAUGUGUAGGACAAGUAAUAUAUAACUACUUUGAAUUAUAUUGAAAUUGUCUGUUUGUUUUGUCAGUACCAUAUAACUUCAUGAAAAGACACUUUUGCUUUCUACUAAUUGAAAUCUACUAAUUAAUUGAUUUAUGCAUUAAUUUUUGGUAUUAAUGGUAAAUAAUUGCAAACCAAUGUUAGUCAUUUUGUUUUACAUUGUAAUAGGGAGUUAUGAAAAAAACUGUGCCCAGUAGCAUGCCCGAGCUUGAAAAAGAACUCAAAAACAUACAGAGAUAUUUAAACCAGUGGUGAAAUAUUUUAUUAAAAGGAAUUGUUGGAUCACUGUAGUUAUUAAGGGAGCACGAGUAACGUUAACUUCUACCAUCACAGGUUUGUGUGUGUGAGCGGUUGUAUGUCAGUGUUAUUUUGUAAUACAUAUGUAUUACAUGUCAGAUUUCAUUGUAUUCGUAUGAAAGUACUUUGUUGUAUUGUAAGGAAGAAAAUGUUUCCAUAUUGUAUGUAAUGUAAAAAGAUUUUCUCAUUUUACAAACUGAUGAAAAGUAUUGAGUGUGUGAUGUUCUGUAAAAUUAAUUUGGUUUUCUGUCUUCCCUUUCACAUUUGUCUUUCCUUAUUUUUUUCUUCUCUCCCUCUGUCUCUCUGGCUCCUGGUCGCUGUCUUCAUUUUCUUUCUAUAAGAAAUAUUGAAUACAGUAUGACUUCUGCAAGAUAAAUUUCUAGAACUUAUAUUACAAGUAUGAUUACGGUUUCUCAUUUUUUCUUAAGAAAACCAAAGGCAUUUCAGCAAAAAUGAAACUGCUGAAGAAAGUCUGCAAAUUAUAUUUAUUAAACAUAUGUUGUAGCUCUUACAAAUAUAUUUUUGGAUUAAAUUAUGUAGGAGAACAUGCCAAAGUUACAGUUGAUAUUUCAUUUUGCAAUUAUUUCUUGUUAUUCAAGUUGUACUCAUUUUAUAAAUCAAGGAUUGCAUUUCAGUAAACAAUGUCACUCUACAUAUAUAAAUGUGCUCUUCAUGCAUUGUAUGAUAUUAUAGGUGUUUUGAAGUGUUAUGUUUGAUAACCUGUGUUGUGACAUAAUGUAAAUAUAUUUGUUUGUUUAUGUUAAAUUGCUUUCCAACAUAUGAAAUUAUUUUACAAUGAAUAACAUUCUUAACACAUUCAGGUCAAUGCUUAAAACAGAUCCAAACAUCACUUUUCCCUGAGAGAGACACUGCUCAGCAUAGUUCUGAAUAAGUUUCUUGGAGUGUUUCAUGUGAUAUCUGCAUAGGAGUCAUUUCUUUCGUGUACAGUUCACAUAUAAUCCACUGGAUACAGCAUUGAACCUACACUUUUAAUUGUUAGGAAAGAAAAACUGAAGAGCUGUUUGGUGAAGGUAGCAUAUUGUUGCCAUCAUUUCCUGAGGAAGCAGAAUCUGCCUGAUUAUCUGAUUAUUUCUAGGCAUACCAUAUGAACUCCAACAAUGAAGAGUAAAUUGACAUCUUAUUAUUGUAAUUAAAACCAAACUGAAAGGAAUUUUUGAGCUUUUCUUAGCAAAAAACUGUUACAACUGCCAAAGCAAAACCGCAAAUUUGUGAAACUGUCGUAUUUUUUUAUAAAUAAGCCACCUUCAUAAAAGUUAAAAAUAAAUUUAAAGCUAAUAUUUGGAUCUUGAAAAACCUACUCAAAUUUUCCAUGCUCUUUGCAGUAUUUAAUAAUUAUAACAUGAAAAUGACAUGACAUACGGGACUUGAAAAGACCCUGCAAGAUAUGACCUGAAUGUGUUCACUUCGUUGCUUUUGGAGUUUGUGAUAUGUGAAGGAUAUGUUCUGCUAUUAGCAUUUCCUUUUCUUUGGAAAUACUCUCAUCACUUCAAUUUUAAUGAUCUAUAGAUUUUUAUCUUCUCUUAGUACUUAAACAUUAAGGGAAUAAUGCCUUCCAUUUAUGUAGCAAGUGUGGUAAUUUGGUAUUGUAAUAUGUAUUGGAGGAACAUCUGAUGCAGAUAUCUUCAAAAAAGUAGUUUCUCUGAAAUCAAUUCAUGGUGCCAAUUUAUGCAGUUAUGGUAUUAAAAGACAUAAGUAGUAUAUUUCAUAUUGCACUUUUAAAAUAAUGCUAACGAAGUUAAUUUCUUUAUUUCAGUACAUUAAUUUUGAUAAUGUUAAAGUGAAUUAUAACAGUGAUCACAUACAUAAAGGUUAAGAAUAUUGUCUAUGGCAACUUAUAUCCGUGUAUUAAUUCUCUGAUAAAUUGCUAACAUAAUUUUCUGGAAUAUUAGAAGUUAAGUAAUUUAAAAUUUGUCUGGAUAUUUAGUUAUCUUAACAGAUAGAAAAUGUCCAAAGAAGAGCAGUAUAUUGGACGUUUGUUUUUAUUUGAAAUAUAGAUUGAAUUUCUUGCAUCAGAUGAUAGUUUAAGAAUAUAAUGUUGCUUAAUAUUUGUUAGAUGAUUGAUUACAAUUGUAAUCAAAAAUGCAUAUAACAAAUUAUGGAAAAUGUUUAAUUUAACCAUUAAUUUAUGGAAAAAGAAGAGGAAAAAAAACGGUUUGUAAAAAUUACAAAUUUGUAAAAGUAUUGCAUUUUUGGUAUUUGUGCCAUAAGAACGAAUAUCUUUUAAACUUAGUGGACUUCAUUUUAUUACUAUGAAUCAAAUGAAAAAACUAAAUAUUCAAGACAUUAUUUCAAUAUUAAACUAAUGUUUUAAUAUAAAUUUCUUAGAAUGUUCUCAUACCAGGUUAUUAGUGCAAAUGAUUGUACCCUGUAGUUUUGAAGUGUUGUGCUUCACCCUUUUGUAAAUGUGUGUUUGACAAGUGAAAGUGUGUUUUCCUGCAGCUUUAAUUCUAUAAAACUUCUGAUAGUGCAUGAACUGUUUGUUACUGGUGGAUGUUUGUGUGAUUGUUCUGAUACAUUAUCGGAUACUUGUUUGUUUGUUUGUUUGUUUUUUAUUUUUUUAUUUUAAUAGGGAUCUUUCAAGUCCAGUAUCUCUUGAACAGGGUUUCAGUAUGAAAACAUUAUUAGGGAGUUAUUGCUUACUCAUCCAUGUCAAAAAAUUGAUUCAGGUUGCUUAAUGAAGUCACUUGGUAACAGAACAUACAUGAAGAAUUUAUUGCAACAUUCUUAAAAAGCCUUCUGGCAGUUCAUUCGAUUGAAGUGAAGUUCUACAUUUUGUACAUUUUCUCAACUCGUGCAACUUAUCAGAGUUCAGUAAUAGCAUUAAUUUAUAUUAAUAAUAUAAUUUUGGGCUGCAUUCUUCAAUUACUUGAUGUGAAGAGGAUAAGACUGUAAGUUAAUAAAAUUGCAAUCAUUUUUUGGCAGGGUGUCUUUGCAGUGUAAUAAGUUUUGUUGAAUGCAGCAUUCUAAUUACAACUUCCAGAAAUUAAUUUUUGUGAAGAGGUCAAUAAAAAAUGGCCUAGGGGUCUAUAGGUUUAACUUGGUGAAUCUGGUAGGGGGUUUCUUGCAUGUAGUGAUAAGAUAUGUAACUUGUACAAAAUACAUUUUAUAUAUGAUACUAUGCUAGUUAAGAAAAUGUGACUGCUUUAUACAUAAGACAUUGGAAUGAUGGCAAAUUUGCUUUAUGCAUUUCGUUUACUUUGUGAGAUUUGCAAGGCAUGCAAUUUCUACAAUAUGUUUUAUCUUAAGGUCACAUUUGUGCAGUCAUGUGAUCUACUCUCUGUGAUUGUAAAUUAUUAUUAUUAUUAUAGUUUGUUGAGACCAUCAAUUUGUACAGAAGUUGUACCUAUUGCUGCCAUUGCACAAUAUAUAAGUAAUAUAUGAUGUGAUUGUGAGGUUCUUUUAAAAACAAUGUGAGGUUUGGAUUUAUUUCUUUGUGUGUAUUCUGCACAGAACACUUAACAACUUCUGUUUACCUUUUAUUAUC